AUGAGGUCUGUCCUGCUUGCUCUCUUCCUCCUUCAUGCCUGUCCCCCUGGAGGAGCCAGCGACCUCCCUGAGGACCUGACGUUGCUGAGGACGGAGCUCGCGCUUCGCCUCUACCGGAUCGUGGCCACGGACGGCAACCGAACCAACCUGGUCCUCUCCCCCGCCGGUGCUUUCAUCCCUCUGGAGCUCCUGCAGUUCGGAGCCCAGGGGAACACCCGGAGGCAGCUGGUCCAGGCCCUGGGGUACACCGUCCACGACCCAAGGGUCAGAGAGUGGCUUCGAGCUGUUUAUGCCGCGCUACCCAGCGCCAGCCCUGGCGCCAAGCUGGAGCUGACCUGCACCCUCUACGUGCAAACGGGGAUGCCACUCGCCCCCUGCUUCGUGGAGCAGGUCUCCCGGUGGGCCAACAGCAGCCUGGAGGCAGCCAACCUCAGGGAGCCCAAUGGCACCACCAUCCUGGCCAACGGAUGGGCCCCCAGGCAGACCACAGGUGAGCGUCCCGGGGGCUCCACCUGGGAGCAAGGCGGCGGCGGCGUGGAGUCCGCACAGCUGGUGCUGGUGAGCACCGUGUCCUUCCAGAGUGCCUGGCGGCACCGAUUCUCCUUCUCGGACACUCAGCUCCUGCCUUUCACCUGUGCCAAGGACGUCGUCCUCCAGGUCCCCAUGAUGUACCAAACGGCCGAGGUCAACUACGGCCAGUUCCAGGACCCCGCGGGCCAUCAGGUAGGGGUGCUCGAGCUGCCAUACCUGGGAAAUGUGGCCAGUCUCCUCCUGUUGCUGCCGAGAGACAGAGACACACCACUGAGCCACAUUGAGCCUCACCUCACAGCCAGCAUCCUCCACAUCUGGACCUCCAGCCUGAAGAGAGCCAGGAUGGACGUGCUCCUGCCCAGGUUUAGGAUCCAAAAUCAUUUCAACUUGAAAAACAUUUUAUAUUCCUGGGGAGUUACCGAUCUCUUCGUCCCACUCAAAGCUAACUUGAAAGGAAUUUCAGGCCAGGAUGGCGUUUAUGUUUCUGAAGCAAUCCACAAAGCCAAGAUUGAGGUUUCAGAGGAAGGCACCAAGGCAUCUGCAGCUACAGCUCUGUUGUUACUGAAAAGGUCUCGGAUUCCUAUUUUUAAAGCAGAUCGGCCAUUCAUCUUUUUCCUGAGAGAACCCAACACAGCAUUUGUCUUCAGUAUUGGGAGAGUUUCAAAUCCCCUAAACUGAAUUAACAGAUCUCAAGCAUGUUCUCCACUUUCAUCGAUGCUUUUCUUCAUAAAAAGUUACAAUUUCAUUUUGCUAUACCCUUGAUUUUAAAAAUGUUCUGCUAAAGUAUAAAAAGAUAAGGGUAUGUGAUUUUCAAAUAUUAUGAACCUAAAAAUACUUCAAUUUUACCAUAAUUUUAUAAAUUUAUUUCACCCUCUCUUAAUCUAAAUGUAUUUUAGCCUUCUUUUCUACUGGUUAUCCCAAAAGCACUACAAGGCACAGCAGUGAUCUAUGAAUGGUGAGUGAGUCAGGUCACAGGGUCACGUCCUCAGUAAGGACACGUGAGGCCAUGUUGGACUGAGGGCGGACAGUGAAUAGUGUUCAGUUUUCCUUAUCCUGGAUAACUUAGGGAGAAUGCAAAAUGAGCAAAGUCAUUUGAAACAUGUUUCCUUUCCAUUUAGCUUCUAAAUAAAAUGGAGAGUUGAAGUGUAAUAGCAGAGCAGAACAAAGAGAUCCCUGUUGAAACCCCAGUCUGUUGUGAGACUUCUGUAAGUAUGGCAUCAAGCUGCUAAAUGCUAGACGUUUCAGAGUAUCUGGUAUACCCCAAACUUACAACUCCCUGACUGAUGGCUUCACCUUAGUGCCAUCCACAAUCCUAGUGAGAAAGGAAAAGGGGUUGAAGGAAAGUAAGUAAGGAAACCAAUAAAGUCCAAAGGCGUCUGCUUUUAAAACAGCUUUAAAGAGUCUGCCUAUCCGCCACAGAUACCAUCAUUUCCAUUAUCUAGGCAGAAACGGAGCAUGUUGGAGUGGCCAACAAAAUCUAAGAACAUAGAGUAAAAAGACAAUGCAGAUUAUGUAACACGUAAUUACAGUUAGGUUUAACAAAUGUGAACUUCAAGUGGUGUAUUUUUCCAAUGCUAAAAAGCAAGGCCUUUAAAAUUCCAUUAUCUUAAGAUGGUUUUAAAUGAUUACUUUAAAUGUGAUUAUUUCCUAAACCACACAAGAGUAAAAUAGAGCAUUUAUUGAUGGA
Molecule: messenger RNA, 2218 nt
Organism: Delphinapterus leucas (beluga whale)
Lineage: Eukaryota; Metazoa; Chordata; Mammalia; Artiodactyla; Monodontidae
Gene: SERPINE3
Product: serpin family E member 3
Biological process (GO): negative regulation of endopeptidase activity
Molecular function (GO): serine-type endopeptidase inhibitor activity
Source: RefSeq, a predicted model, not a curated record